AUGGCGCGAGUUAAGAAGCCCCGUGGGAUCCGCCAUGACCGCGACUGCAGCCGCUGCAAAGUCCAUGGUGUCAAAUGCGACCUCAACAGACCCCGAUGCCAGUCCUGUCUCCAGCUCGGAGAAGCAUGCCAGUACCCACAACGAGUCGUAUGGGUUGACGACAAGAAAACAAAGUCGCAAACUCCGCCAGAGAUAGAUACUGCCUCUUCCAUUACAGAAAGUGGUCAAAUGCUCGCCCCUGAGUCAUCUACCAAACCAACCUCAAUCAAUGUGUACGGCUUCGUCGACCUGCUAGGCACCUUCUACCAACAGAUUCGCUCUAGCAGUCAAGGCAUACCAGAAGAAGGAAUCCAAUUAAUAUCUCGCACUCUCAGCUUCGCACGCUCACGCAUCGAAGAUGCAGACAACAAGCAGUCUAUCCAGUCGCAUCUCGUCGCGCUGACGAAUCUCAGUCAAGUCAUUGAAUCCGCGCAUCCGAUUGCACUUUUUGGAAUUGCCACCUUCGCCAUGUUCGAAGUGUGUUGCGGAUCUUUUGGGAACUGGCAUUGUCAUCUACAAGGUGCGCGCUCGCUACUGGAUCUCCACUGCCAACACAAGAGUGCGUUCGAUGAGCUUUGUGGCGAGAUCUCCGGGCUUGCUGAUGUACUGGCCUACCUGGUCUGGUUCGAUGUCACCGGUGCUCUUGUUAGAGAUAGUCCGUUGAUAUUUGAUGAUUGGCAUCGUGAGACGCUCGGUGUUGAAUUCUUUGAUUCCGUUGGCUGCCCGAGUGAUACAUUUGAGCUUUUUGUGUAUCUUGCGGAACACCGCAACGAUAACAGCAUUAACGCCAUGGAUCUCAGCUCCAGAGCUAUGGCUCAAGUCAUGAGUUUCGAUGCUGGGGUAAGCGACUGCAGUCUCGCUGCUACAGUGUAUAGAGGGGCGGGUGCUAUCAUGGCAUUUGGUCGGGCAGGCGGGCUGGUAGAUAUGAACCCCUCAGCAUCGAAUUAUCAUUCAAGCGCGGUGCGCUCAAUGGUUGAUCGGGUCUGUGAUGCGAUAGCGAAGAUACCUUCUACAUCCAGGUUCUACGUGCACCUAGCGACCCCCACAUAUUUGACAGCGAUGUAUGGAUCGACAGCGAAACAACGCGAGAUAAUCCGAGAUUAUUGGAGGAACUGCCAGUCGUGCGAGUUCCCUCGUUAUCCGGACGCAGAGGCACAAUGUGAGAAGAGAUGGGGAAAUGCAUCGAGUGGGGUUUAG
This is a messenger RNA of Penicillium brevicompactum, 1236 nucleotides long. Its product is annotated as Zn(II)2Cys6 transcription factor. Gene Ontology annotation, biological process: positive regulation of transcription by RNA polymerase II. The coding region runs from base 1 to 1236 and encodes 411 amino acids. NCBI's taxonomy places the organism in Eukaryota, Fungi, Ascomycota, Eurotiomycetes, Eurotiales, Aspergillaceae. The transcript has a single exon. Gene Ontology annotation, cellular component: nucleus. Gene Ontology annotation, molecular function: zinc ion binding; transcription cis-regulatory region binding; DNA-binding transcription factor activity, RNA polymerase II-specific. The record is from RefSeq and is a predicted model, not a curated record.